Nylanderia fulva is the source of this 813-nucleotide messenger RNA. NCBI's taxonomy places the organism in Eukaryota, Metazoa, Arthropoda, Insecta, Hymenoptera, Formicidae. The record is from RefSeq and is a predicted model, not a curated record.
AUGAUCGAGUUGGAUAUUUCCAUAUGCGCUAUCUCGGAACCGAGAAAUAUCCCGGAGAGUACAUACUGGUUCGGAAGCAACAAUGGACUAGCAGCGAUCCACUGGAGACCAACAAACGCGGCCCAAGUAUGCUCUCAAGUGUACAGAGCACAGGACUUUGUCGUGGCCAAGCAUGGUGGGAUAAACGUUAUUGCAUGUUACAUCUCACCAAACUGCAAUAACGAAAGCUUCUUAACAUUCCUGGAAGAGCUAGGAGUAGCCAUAAGAUUCUUGGAUGGAAGAACGCUUAUCUGCGGCGACUUCAACUCAAAGUCGACUCAGUGGGGCUCGCCCCGUACAGAUAGAAGAGGCGAAUGGGUCGGUGAAUGGGCAGCGGAACAUGAUCUCCGACUGAUCAACGUGGGCUCUGUGCCCACUUGUAUACGACCACAAGGGUGGUCAAUUAUAGAUCUUACGUGGGCCACGGGAGAUAUCAACGGCUGUAUAAACGAGUGGAAGGUCCUAAGCAGUGUUGAGUCGCUCUCGGAUCACGAUUAUAUCGCAAUGAAGGUGGGCCGAGUCUCUGCUAAUAGAACCAAACCCAGGAAGAAUCGCUUCAGAUAUCCACGAUGGAACUGGAACAAACUGGACGAAGACAUGUUCCAUGCUGCAAUCGACUGGCAUUGCGCGAACCCACCAGGAGAAAAACGCUCGGCUGACGAGAUGGCCCAGUGGAUAAAUGGGGUCAUCCGUGAUGUGCGAGUGACGCGGCCACCAACAGAAUCAGAGGGAGACCCAAGAAAAAGCAGGCCUAUUGGUGGAAAGCGGACAUAG